Messenger RNA from Rattus rattus (black rat), 2919 nucleotides. RefSeq names its product protein phosphatase 2 regulatory subunit B'delta (gene Ppp2r5d). NCBI's taxonomy places the organism in Eukaryota, Metazoa, Chordata, Mammalia, Rodentia, Muridae. The record is from RefSeq and is a predicted model, not a curated record. Gene Ontology annotation, cellular component: cytosol; nucleus; protein phosphatase type 2A complex. The coding region runs from base 154 to 1944 and encodes 596 amino acids. The transcript has 16 exons. Gene Ontology annotation, molecular function: protein phosphatase activator activity. Gene Ontology annotation, biological process: protein dephosphorylation; signal transduction.
AAGAGUUCGGGCCAAUUGGAAGCGCAGCCACCGCUCGGCCCGGGCGCAGCGCGCAGGCGGUGGCGAAGAGACGCCGAGCGGGCCGAGUGCGGCCGAGCAGAGCCGGAGCCGGAGCGGGGCCGCAGGAGCCGGGCCGGGUGUGGACCGGCCGAGAUGCCCUAUAAACUGAAGAAGGAUAAGCAGGAGCCCCCCAAGCUUGCCAAAGGCACAGCCAAGCCCAGCAGCUCCAGCAAGGAUGGUGGAGGGGAGAACACAGACACAGAGGCGCAGCCCCAGCCCCAGCCUCAGCCACCAUCAUCCAACAAGCGACCUAGUAACAGCACACCACCCCCAACGCAACUCAGCAAAAUCAAGUACUCAGGGGGACCCCAGAUUGUCAAGAAAGAACGACGCCAAAGCUCCUCCCGCUUCAACCUCAGCAAGAACCGGGAGCUACAGAAACUUCCUGCCUUGAAAGAUUCGCCAACCCAGGAACGUGAGGAGCUGUUCAUCCAGAAGCUACGCCAGUGCUGUGUCCUCUUUGACUUCGUGUCAGACCCACUCAGUGACCUCAAAUUCAAAGAGGUGAAGCGGGCAGGACUCAAUGAGAUGGUGGAGUAUAUCACCCACAGCCGUGAUGUUGUCACCGAGGCCAUCUACCCUGAGGCUGUCACCAUGUUUUCAGUGAAUCUCUUCCGGACGCUGCCUCCUUCAUCGAAUCCCACAGGAGCCGAGUUUGACCCUGAGGAAGAUGAGCCUACCUUGGAAGCGGCCUGGCCACAUCUCCAGCUUGUGUAUGAGUUUUUCUUACGUUUCUUGGAGUCUCCAGAUUUCCAGCCGAAUAUAGCCAAGAAGUACAUUGACCAGAAGUUUGUACUUGCUCUCCUGGACCUUUUCGAUAGCGAGGACCCUCGAGAGCGGGAUUUUCUUAAGACCAUUUUGCAUCGCAUCUAUGGCAAGUUUUUGGGGCUCCGGGCUUAUAUCCGUAGGCAGAUCAACCACAUCUUCUACAGGUUCAUUUAUGAGACUGAGCAUCACAAUGGCAUUGCUGAGCUCCUGGAGAUCCUCGGCAGCAUCAUCAAUGGCUUUGCCUUGCCCCUUAAGGAAGAGCACAAGAUGUUUCUCAUCCGCGUCCUGCUUCCACUUCACAAAGUCAAGUCCCUGAGUGUGUACCACCCUCAGCUGGCAUACUGUGUGGUACAGUUCCUGGAGAAGGAGAGCAGUCUCACUGAGCCGGUGAUUGUGGGACUUCUCAAAUUUUGGCCUAAGACCCACAGCCCCAAGGAGGUGAUGUUUCUGAAUGAGCUAGAGGAGAUUCUGGAUGUCAUUGAACCCUCGGAGUUCAGCAAAGUCAUGGAGCCGCUCUUCCGCCAGCUCGCCAAAUGUGUCUCCAGCCCCCAUUUCCAGGUGGCAGAGCGUGCCCUGUACUACUGGAACAAUGAGUACAUCAUGAGCCUGAUCAGUGACAAUGCUGCCCGUGUCCUCCCCAUCAUGUUUCCUGCGCUCUACAGGAACUCCAAAAGCCACUGGAACAAGACAAUCCAUGGACUCAUCUACAAUGCCCUAAAGCUCUUCAUGGAGAUGAACCAGAAGCUGUUUGAUGAUUGUACACAACAGUACAAGGCCGAGAAGCAGAAGGGCCGGUUCCGAAUGAAGGAGAGAGAGGAGAUGUGGCAGAAGAUUGAGGAGCUGGCCCGGCUCAAUCCCCAGUACCCUAUGUUUCGAGCUCCUCCACCACUGCCCCCCGUGUACUCCAUGGAGACAGAGACCCCCACAGCAGAGGACAUCCAGCUCCUGAAGAGGACGGUGGAAACAGAAGCAGUGCAGAUGCUGAAGGACAUCAAGAAGGAUAAAGUGCUGCUCCGGAGGAAGUCAGAGCUGCCACAGGAUGUGUACACCAUCAAGGCGCUGGAGGCACACAAGCGGGCAGAAGAGUUUCUAACUGCCAGCCAGGAGGCUCUCUGACCCCUUCACCUUCCCACAGGGUUAUCGCCCACUCAGCCCUGGGGUGCAGCCCAGCCCUUCACCCUCUGCUCCUUAUUGGCUGACCUGGGGCAAAACAGCACCUCUCUGGCUACUCUAGGAUGCAGGCACUGGAAGCAGGGAUGCCCAGCGUGCUCCCUCUUCUCCCCUAAAUGUGUUCAUGCCUCCCUGUGGCUAGUACAGACAGGCUGAGCACUGAGUGCUCAGUGCUUAGACAACCUGGGGGUGCCUGUCCCCCUGCUCCUAACCCCACAGCUACCUGAAACUGUUCUGAGAAAUACACACAGGAAUCACAUGUUCCUCUCCUCUCCCCUUCAUCCUCAUCUGAAGUUGAGGUGUCUCUCCUCUUCCUGCAGGGUACAGCAGGAGAGUGCCACCAAAGUCAUGUUAAGCUCCACAGGCCCCUGGCGUGAAGAGCUGGGGGCACCCAUCCUGAGCAGCACAAGUAGGCCCCAGGCCUAGCUUUAUGCAGGCAGGGGGAGUGUGGUCCUUUUUAUCCUAUGCCUAAACAAGACAACACAGACGGACAAACUAGAUGACUACAGGGCCCGGUGUGCCAAGCAGGGAGAAUGAGCCAUCUGCCUUGCCCUCUCUGGCAAGCAGUAGUCCUGGGAUCACAGUUGAAGGGACCACCCUGUGGCUGACUGCUUUCCCUGCUCUUGGUUCCCAGAGCUAUAGAGGAGCAGCAGGAGCAGUGCUCUAAGCAUGGCUCCCUGGAGUGCCUAUUUAUUUCCUUGUUUUUGCCGAUGCUGGGCAGGUCCUCAACUGUACCCUUUGGGCACUCAGAAACACAAUAGACUGGGGAGGGCUGGACCAGGAUUCAGGGGCACAGGCAGCGCGGCGUUUGGCUGUGUACAUAGGGUGCUUUAUUCUCCACAGAGUGAUACAUGCUAAGGUGGGCUGGGCUUGGGCCAAUGUCCCCAUAUGUACAGAACUGAAUAAAGUGGGUCUCUGAGA